GAGAGAGAGAGAGAGAGGGAGAGAGAGAAAAGGAGAGAGGGAGGGAUAGUCGGCGAUACUUUUCUGCACUACCAACACACAGAGACACACACAUACGGUGUGAGAGGGCGACAGAUCCGAAGCCUCUGUUGUUCACACGCUGUGCUCUUUUCCUCCCCCUGGCACCGUGCGCGCUCGCCAAGCCGCACUGUUUGGAGAUAGUCCGCGCGGAAAGUUUUUUUGGAGCAUACUGUCUGGAGCCGAUUAAUUGUGGCAUCUGUUUUUUUUUUUUUUUUUUUUUUUUUUUUGGAUGGAUGGAUGGAUGACUUACUUUUUUGCAUGUGAAGACUUUUAACUCGAGCGGAGGAAUUGUCAAAGUCGUUUUCUUUUUCUUUCUUUCUUUCUUUCUUUUUGCACAGAAUGGAAGGUAAAUUGACAAGUCGUUUGUGGCGAGGAUCACCGUGUGGAUCUUUCCGCAGACCAAGCACUUUCCAAGAGAUCCGGAUAAAACGACGACAGUUGUCUUCACUGUAGAGGAAAAGGAAAUCUUAAAUCCACCUGGCCUGCACUGGGAUUAUUGGUUUGAUAUCGUCUGCAGAAAGUGGAUUACAACUUCUAACGGGCUGUGCUCCCUGAUCAGCGGCAGUAUGAACCUGGGGCUGGGCUGUGUGUGUCGGCCGGUUUGCUGGCCCUUUGGCAGCGUGUUGGACUCCAGACACUGUGUCUUUGCCCUUACGCUCCUCACCCUCCUCAUGCAGGUGGUGGUGGAGGCCAACUCAUGGUGGUCUCUGGCCAUGAAUCCUUUACUGAUCCCGGAGGCCUACAUCAUUGGUGCCCAGCCUCUGUGCAGCCAGCUGGUGGGCCUGUCACAGGGCCAGAAGAAGCUGUGCCAACUCUACCAGGACCACAUGCAGUACAUCGGUGAAGGUGCCAAGACUGGCAUUAGAGAGUGCCAGUACCAGUUCAGACAUCGGCGCUGGAACUGUAGCACGGUGGACAACUCUUCUGUUUUUGGACGGGUUAUGCAAAUAGGCAGUCGAGAAACAGCGUUCACUUAUGCCAUCAGCGCAGCAGGGGUUGUGAACGCGGUGAGCCGUGCCUGCAGAGAGGGGGAGCUCUCCAGCUGUGGGUGCAGCCGUGCGGCCCGCCCUAAAGACCUGCCACGAGACUGGCUGUGGGGCGGCUGCGGAGACAACCUCAACUACGGCUACAGGUUCUCCAAGGAGUUUGUGGAUGCACGCGAGAGGGAGAAGAGCUACCCCAAAGGCUCAUAUGAGAGCGCACGGCUGUUGAUGAAUCUUCACAACAAUGAGGCUGGAAGGAGGACGGUGUCAGACCUUGCCCACGUGUCUUGCAAGUGCCACGGGGUUUCAGGCUCCUGCAGCCUGAAGACUUGCUGGCUGCAGCUCGCUGACUUCCGCAAGGUGGGUGACGCACUGAAGGAGAAGUACGACAGUGCUGCUGCCAUGAAGCUCAACUCACGUGGGAAGAUGGUGCAGAUGCACAGCAAGUUCAAUGCUCCCACGAGUCAUGACCUGGUGUACAUCGAAUCCAGUCCAGACUACUGCCUGAAGAACCAAAGCACGGGCUCGCUGGGCACAGUGGGGCGCCUCUGCAACAAGACCUCGGAGGGCAUGGAUGGGUGUGAGCUGAUGUGCUGCGGGCGCGGUUACGACCAGUACAAGGCCCAGAUAGUGGAGCGUUGCCACUGCAAGUUCCACUGGUGCUGCUACGUCAAGUGCAAGCGCUGCACCAAAAUCGUAGACCAAUUCGUCUGCAAGUGAGAAGAGGAGUGUCGCCUGUGUGUGUUUGCUUGCAGACGAUGGGCAUACAUCUGUGUGUAUUCAUGAGCUGAGGAGCAAAGGAGUUGAACACAGAGAGAAUGGAAGAAAGAAACUAUAUAAAUUAUAUUUAUAGAGUUAAACAAUUAUGCCAUUGCAAAAAGACUGACUCUUUUUUUCAAAAAAAAAAAAAAAUCUUAUGUCUUCAGAAACUGAGAGUAUCGUGAAAUAUUUAUUUUGAGAUUGUUAUGAUUUUAUUUUGGCCCAGUCAUCACCAGCCGAUUUUUACCCUGUAAAGUGCCUAAAUCUGUCUGGAAACCCCCCCCACACUCCUACUCCCCAUCCUUUUUUUAAUUUCAGAAAAUAACAUUUUUCUUGUCAAAUGGGUCACACUGAUUGCAAAAUUGGACUGUGCUUCCCAUCCCAAGAGUAGAGUUUGAUGUUUGUGGCACAGUUGACUAAGAGGUCCUGGUUUGUUGUCUGAGAAGGACUGUGCGGAGAGGAGAACACCUUUUGUGCUGUAGCGUAUGGAUGUGUUUUCAUGGGCCCAGCCCCAAACCAGCCUUCACAUCCUUACUGAAGUCUACUUGUCCCCUCUCACCACAUAUAGAGUAAGGAACACUGUUGAGUCGUACGAGUCCUUGGAGUACAAUGGGUACAAUAAGAGGGCUAUUUUGGGGAUUGGGCCAUUUAUUAAGCUGUCCCAGAAGCCUUAGAGUUCCCCAGGUGCUGCAACAAGCCCUCCACCAUUAUGCACUUUGAUACAGAGGCUUAAACCUGUCUGUACAUGUCUGUUCAGCUGUUUUUUUUACUACAGUGCAUCAGCAAAUAUAUCAAUAUUAUAGCCUACAUUCUUUUCCAUAUUAAUUCAGAUUAUCCAUUUAACAUUAUUCUACAAUACUUAACAUGGUUUGAAUAUAUAUGGGCAAUGUUGUGGUUACAGUGGUGAAAUAUUCCAUGCUCUGUGUAUAUAGUAUGUCUAUCCAACCAAUCAGUAAACUGUAUUUAUUUUCUUUAACCAGAUCCUCCUUUUAAGCUUAAAACAGUAAUGCAUCAUCUCCAUCAUACAUCAAUAUUUACUCGGACAUCCCAAGAUUUGAAGUCACUUUUUUU
Messenger RNA from Larimichthys crocea (large yellow croaker), 2873 nucleotides. RefSeq names its product wingless-type MMTV integration site family, member 5a (gene wnt5a). Gene Ontology annotation, molecular function: frizzled binding; cytokine activity. Gene Ontology annotation, cellular component: extracellular region. Lineage: Eukaryota; Metazoa; Chordata; Actinopteri; Sciaenidae. The record is from RefSeq and is a predicted model, not a curated record. Bases 627 to 1763 code for a protein of 378 amino acids. The transcript has 6 exons. Gene Ontology annotation, biological process: neuron differentiation; multicellular organism development; cell fate commitment.